AUGUUUAGCUAAUUACACAAUGGCUUUGAUAUGUGCACAUAAGUACAUACAAAUUUAUAUGUAUGUAUAUACAUGUUUCAUAGCCAUAUCCAAGCGCAACUGAAGCAAUAAUAUUUGAUAUAUUUGUCACAUAUUUGGUUAAGUGCACGUUAUUGGCUGAGUUCUGUGAUAUGCUAGCAACUGAAAUGCAUUAAAGAAAUAAUAGAGUAGUUCGGGCAUGAUAAAGAGCAUAUAGACUUAUAGAGUAAUUCAAGCAUAUGCAAGUUUACGAACUGAGCCAAAUCGAAUCGCAACCCGGUCGUUGAAUUUGUUGUCAAUUUAUGACUCUUUGAAACGAUAUAGUUCUUGCAAGUCAUGUGACUAUCAUUCCAAUAUUGUUUAGAAAAAACAUUUCUCGGAGCCUAACGACACCUUCAAAUAAUUCGUUUUCUUAUCUGCCCCAGCUUACUCUCCUGAUUUCUCUGGCAAUCCCCCAUCCACUCUUAGCUCUUAUCGAUUUCCAUUUGAGUGAAAUUAUAUUGCUGCCUGAAGUUAUGCCGCACUUUUGCUUUAAGAACAUUCUUGAUGUCAACGACACUUGCUUGGGUAGUUUCUUCUUUAUAUUUUUGGUGCUGGCUUUAUGUACACCCAAAAUUCCUUACGCAAAUCAUGUAGACGAAAGAGUUCUGAACUGGUUUGUGAGCCAUUAAUCUGAUAUUGACCCCAGUGGGAAAACUCGCCAGCGGGCACAAGGGUCAAUUAUAAACUGGCUAUAAAACUAAAACAAGUCAAAUGGCUCUAGCCAGGCGUGACCGACUAGCUAGAUACCCAACCUUAUAGAGAGCUCCAGUUGAAUUUCUCUUUUUUGGAGCUUAUGCGAUCGAUGAUCGGAGAGACAGAUACUCCUGUAUAAACUUGCCUUUUGGAAGUAUUUUCCCAAAAAUCUCAUACCCUUUACACACUUAUUCACUGGGUUUAAGGUACAACAUAAAAAGAAACUCAACUCUACAGAGUCUCCAGCAAAAGCGAGACUCAACAAAUGACGUAAUUUGUAUGCCGAAUGGGCUAUUGAACUCCGCUGAACUAUACGAGAGCAGCGUCUGAUCGCUCAGCGGCGAUCACUUGAGUGCAUUCAGUUUCAAGUUUGACAGAAGACACCAAAAUUCUUAAUUCAUAUGCAAAUUAGAGUCUGAUCUUAUUGGCCACAUCAACUAGAGAACGGUCCAGAUCAGGUAACUAAGAAUAGAAGUGGACAGAGAGAAAGCAAAAGGUGGGCAGCUUAAAUUGGGGUCUCUGCUUUGAUUUGGGAAAUAAAUGCAUUAAAUAUUCUAAUGAGAAAACCGUUAGCAUAGAAAACCCAUAAAAGAUGCACUUUGCAGCUGCUCGGGCUGGGUAUAUAAAGGUGCAGCCGUUGCAUCCAAGUCAUAUUCCCUGAGUGAUCAUGGAACACCGAGCAUCAUCAAUACUCUGGAUAGUGCUCUUCUCGUUGCUGGGCAGCGCGUUCACCUUCCAGGAGAAGUCGCCCCAAGCGCAGCCGCAUCUAAAGCAACCGCAGCAGGUACUCAGUGGCAGUGGCAGCGGCAGUGGCAAUGUGGAGGACUCCGUCGGGACGACUCGCAACAUCGAUGAGCAACAAUUAACAUCCAUCGGUAAGGCUGGCUUUGGAAAGUUUUUAGGCUCCAUCUCGAAGACUACAGCCAAACCGACAGUACAACAUCAACACAAUUACUAUUAUACUUCAGAGGACAGCCAGCAUCCUCGCCAGAACGGUCCACAAGGUUAUGUUUGGGGUAGUUAUCAUACUCAUCCGCCUCCGCAGCGCCCCUGGGUGCCGCCGUAUAGUCAAUGGCCCUAUGGCUAUCCCUAUGGUUAUCCUGGCACUCCCGGCGUUCCUGGCAGUCCUGGCGUUCCUGGUACUCCCGGCGUUCCUGGCCAUCCCAGUGUCCCUGGCGUUCCCGGCUAUCCUGGUCCACCUGCUUCUGGCUAUCCUGGCUAUCCCGGCUAUCCUGGCUAUCCCGGCUAUCCCGGCGUCCCGCGCUAUCCUAACUAUCUUGUUUAUCCCGGCUAUCCCAGCUAUCACGGCUAUCCCAGCUAUCCCGGCUACCCGAUCCAUCCUGCUUACCCUGGUUACCCUGGUUAUCCAUGGUAUCGCAACUCUGAAAACGAAGAGCCCGAGGAAUCCCAAGCUCAGCAAGAAGUCGUCCAGCGGUCCGUUCCCGCCAGCUAUCAGGCACGCGUCUUGGCCUCCACGAGCAAGUCAAAUGGCAAUGUCUUGCCCCUCUACCAGCUGCUCAAUCUGGCUCGCGUUUAAACCUUGACUAUGAAUUGAAACUCACUCACUAAAUAAAAGAACAUUUUCGAAUCAUUCAAA
Molecule: messenger RNA, 2350 nt
Organism: Drosophila mojavensis
Lineage: Eukaryota; Metazoa; Arthropoda; Insecta; Diptera; Drosophilidae
Product: collagen alpha-1(IV) chain
Exons: 2
Coding region: 1421-2290 (289 amino acids)
Source: RefSeq, a predicted model, not a curated record